UCAUUUGGUUCCGGUAAAUGGAAACGAGAUCUCAAAACUCAAAAGCUUCUGGAGAUUGUGUAAGAAGAAUUGGAAUCGAAAGAAGAAGAAAGCGAAGAUAUGGCGUUGAGCUCGUUGACAUGGGGUUACGCACGGAUCAUAGCUGGAACACUUGUCGGCGGGGCUCUAGGAUUCUACGUAAUGCAUCGCAUCGAAGUUAGCUACAAGAUGAAGAUGGAGGAAGCGUUGAAGCAAUACGAGAAGGAAAAGCUGAAGAGACAAGAAGAAGAGAAUCUUAGUCUGAUCAAUGAAGAAUCCGUUUAGUCUUUUUUAGUUAUUUAUUUGAGUUGCGUGGGAGCAUGCCUUCAAAGUGUUCGAUGAAAUGCCCAACAUCUGUUUUAUGCUCUUUUCUUCUUUUUUCGGUUUGGUUUGGUCUGGCAUUACAUGAAAAUGUUUCAGUUGACUUUUGUCUGAAAACUAAGUACCAUGAUAUGUAGUAUUUUCUUUGUUUCUUAAAGAACCAACUAAAUAAGUUCUUAGUACA
This is a messenger RNA of Camelina sativa (false flax), 523 nucleotides long. RefSeq lists its product as uncharacterized. The record is from RefSeq and is a predicted model, not a curated record. NCBI's taxonomy places the organism in Eukaryota, Viridiplantae, Streptophyta, Magnoliopsida, Brassicales, Brassicaceae.